Messenger RNA from Tachysurus vachellii, 8372 nucleotides. Its product is annotated as interferon-induced very large GTPase 1-like. The coding region runs from base 3367 to 8052 and encodes 1561 amino acids. NCBI's taxonomy places the organism in Eukaryota, Metazoa, Chordata, Actinopteri, Siluriformes, Bagridae. The record is from RefSeq and is a predicted model, not a curated record. Gene Ontology annotation, molecular function: GTP binding. The transcript is spliced from 3 exons.
AAAAAUCAGAACAUAGUUAAUGUCAUUGGUUCCUAACCCUAACCCCAGUUCAUUAAGCCAUACCGGACAGAGGCCAGCGCUGCUGGCGGGGAUCAAACCCUGAUUUGAUGGACAUUUGAAUUAAGAUACACUUUUUUUGUCUGAGUAACAAAGAAACAUUUCAUACAAUGUUGUUCAACUAUGCUUAAGAUGAUUGGAGUUUAGGGUUUAGAACAACUGAUAUAUUUGUAGUCUGAUGGUUAUCAUGUUGCACAAUUUAGAUUAGAUUAGAUUAGAUUACAUUAGAUUAGAUUCAACUUUAUUGUCAUUACACAUGUACAAGUACAAGGCAACGAAAUGCAGUUUAGGUCUAACCAGAGUGCAAUAGCAGCAAGUGCAGGAUAUACAGUGUUUACAAGAUUUAAAUGAGUUAAAUAAAGUGGUAAUAUAGAGUAAUUUACAGAUGUGUGUGUACUAUGAACAUAAUAUACACAUGGCUAUAAUUAUAACUGAAAUUAUAAUUAAUGAACUAUAUGGCUAUAAUUAAUGAACUGAAAAACGCAGACAGCGUUUCUUCUGGAUGUCCUCCAUGGCUGGAAGUGGAGUCCCUGUAAUGCCCUGCGCGCUGCAACAGAGCAGCUCCCAUACCAGACUGUGACACAGCUGGUCAGGAUGCUUUCUAUUGCACAGCGGUAGAAGUUCAUGGUUCUGUCAGGAAGGGUAUCUGGGGUACAGUAAAACGUUCCAAACUUAAUGCGAAUUGUCAGUGGGAAUUCCAUAUCGGAUCAGUUACUGCUGGACCACUGUUGGUCGAGGAAGGAGAGGAGGGAGAAGGUUUCAUAAAGGAACAAAAGGUAAGAAGAGGAAAGACAGGAGUAUAGGGACUCUUAACGUUGGUACAAUGACAGAGAAAGAAAGAGAGCUGGUGGACAUGAUGGAGAGAAGGAAGGUAAGAUAUACUUUGUGUGCAGGAGACUAGGUGGAAGGGGAGCAAAGUAUAUACUGUAGUAUUGAAGGGGUAUACAAACUGUUUUAUUAUGGUGUGAAUAGGAAAAUGGGGUAGGAGUGAUCCUGAAGGAUGGGUUUGUGAGGAAUGUUUUAGAGGUGAAAAGAGUGUCAGACACGGUCAUCAGUUUGAAGUUAGAAAUUGAAGGGGUGAUGUUGAAUGUCAACAGUGGUUAUGCUCCACAAGUAGGCUGUGAGUUAGAAGUGAAGGAGAGAUUCUAGAGUGAGUUAGAUGAUAGAGAUGAUAGAUAUCAGUUAGAGUGAUAGAGAGUAUUCCCAGAUGGGAGAGAACAGUGAUUGGAGCAGACUUUAACAAGCAUGUUGGUGAGGAUGAACAGAGGUGAUCAGGAGGUAAUGGGCAGUUUUGGUGUAAAGGAAAGGAACCUAGAAGGACAGAUGGUGGAGGACUUUGUUAACUUAUUUCCAGAAGAGAUAGAAACAUAGAGUUACAUAUACUGUAAGAGUGGAGGUAGGAGUAUGCAGGUAGAAUACAUUCUAUGUAGAUAAGGCCUAUCUGAGAGAGAUUAGUGACUGCAAGGUCUUGGUAGGAGAGAGAGUAGCCAGGCAGAAUUGGAUGGUGAUGUGUAAGAUGUCUCUGGUGGUCAUGAAGAAGAGGAGAGGAAAGCUAGAAAAUAAGACCAAGUGGUGGAAGUUGAAAAAGGAAGAAUGUUGUGAGGAAUUCAGACAGAAGCUGAGACAGGCUUUGGGUGGUCAGGAAGAGCUUCCAGAUGACUGGGAAACUACAGCAGUGAUCAGGGAUACAGGUAGGAGGGUGCUAGGUGUGUCAUCUGGAAAGAGAAAAGAAGAUAAGGAAACAUGGUGGUGGAUCAAGGAAGUAGAGGACAACAUUCAGAGGAAGAGGCUAGCUAAAAAGAAGUGGGACGUAGAAAGGACAGAAGAAAAUAGACAAGAUUACAAGGAAUGAAGAGAAAUGUGGCAAAGGCCAAGCGGAAAGCAUACCAUGAGUUGUAUGUCAGGAUAGACAUGAAGGAAGAUGAGAAGGACUUGUCCAGAAUAAUGAGACAAAGAUUAGAAGAGAUGAGAAGGAUGUGCAACAGAUAAGGGUGAUUAAAUAUAGACACGGAAAGGUGCUAACAGGUGAGGAGAUGGAAGGAGUAUUUUGAGGAGUUGAUAUAUGAGGAAAAUGAGAGGGAAAGAGGAAGAGGUGAAUAUUGUAGAGCAGGAAAUAGCAAAGAUUAGAAAGGAGGAGGUGAGGGCGAAUGAAGAGUGAAAAGGCUGUUGGUCCAGAUGGCAUACCUGUGGAGGUUGUGUCUAGGAGUUUUUUAAUUUUUAACAGGAUUUUUGAGAGUGAGAAGAUGCCUGAGUAAUGGAGUAGUGCCAAUAUUUAAGAACAAGGGUGAUGUGCAGAGUUGUAGCAACUACAGAGGUAUGAAAUUGAUGAGCCACACACAGAAGCUAUGGGAAAGAGUAGUGAAAGCUAGGCUAAGAAAGGAAGUGGAUAUUUGUGAGUAGCAGUAUGGCUUCAUGCCCAAAAAGAGCACUACUGUUGCAAUUCUUGCUCUGAGAAUGUUAAUGAAGAUGUACAGAGAUGGACAGAAGGAGCUGCACUGUGUCUCUGUGGAUUUAGAGAAAGUGUAUGACAGGAUGAAGAGAGAGGAGCUAUGGUACUGUAUGAGGAUGUCAGGAGUGGCAGAAAAGUAUGUCAGAGUAGUUCAGGAUAUGUAUUAGAGGAGUAUGACAGCAGUGUUUUCCAUUUCUUUUGAAUAUUCCUAUUUUUUAUGACUAACAACCUGAAAAUGUAAUGGCUUCACAACCAAGUGACACCAGCAUAAAAUCAACAUGUAUUGUCUCCUAAAUGCUCUGUUAAAAUUUUAUUCACAGACUAUGUCACAUGCCAGAAACAAGACCCAACAGAAGAGAGACAGUGGGUUUGUUACCACAGUUCCAAGUCACCAACAUAAGAAUACACUGGUUAGAUGAGCCUGCGACCGAACGUACUCCUGUAUCCGUCCAGGACAUCAUGGAGUGUGCGGAAGAUGUUGUCUGAGAUGGCCAGCAGCUUAGACAACAUCCUUCUUUCUGACACUACAGUCAGAGAGUCCAGCUCCACUCCUACAACAUCACCGUCCCUACAAAUGAGUUUGUUCAUUCUGUUGGCAUCAGCUACAUUCAGAUCACUGCCUCAGCAUGCAACAGCAAACAAGAAAGAUGUGGCUACCACAGACUCCUUCAGCAUUAUGCUGCAGAUGUUGAAGGACCUCAGUCUCCUUAGAAAGUAGAGACGGCUCUGGCACUUCUUGUAGAAAGCUUCAGAGUUUUUAGUCCAGUCCAUUAUUAUUAAUGUGAACUUCCAGAAAACAAUAACUGGGCAUGAAUUAACAGAAGCUGUUUCAACUUGUGAAGAACAGAAAGAAGCUCAAAAUGACAAAACCAGAGCAACUGAUGAUCAGAAUGAAGCUUAAUGAAAAGUACAAAGAAAAAAUGAAAACAUCAGAUGUUCUUCAAAUAACUUUAUUACAAGAGGAGCCUUGUAAAGAGGAGAACUUAGUGAAAACAUUUCUACAAAGAAUGCUAAUGAUGGACUACAGAGCAAGGUACAUUACAACUGAAGAAGACUCCAGCAGCUCUGAACACACUUAUUUAAACACCGGAGAUAAUGAAGACAACGAUGACUUUGCUGAUUUUUUUUUGACAAAGACAGAAUCUUUGGACAGUGAAACCCAUAAAUAUUCUAUUCACCCCAUGGAUGUCCAGAUGGCCAUGUUCCACUGCUCUGAUCAUUUCCUAAAGCAGCUAAUAGUGACUAAACUAGAUCAGUGUCAGUAUGCUCUGCCUCUGCUGGUGCCCAAUCCCUUCACCAGAGAGAUUGAGUUUCCUCUCUGGACUUUUCGCCAAAUCAGAAAGAGUUGGAAGAGUCACUCUGCUGCGGUCAGUCAAAACCAGGCCAUGUCUGAAGCUCAAACUCCAAUGGUGGCUUUCUUCAGGCUUGGCUCUGUUUCUUCAUCCAAGUCUCAGCUGAUGAACAGCUUGAUAAAUGAAAAACAUCAAACAUUCUUCCACAGACACUGUCCAGGAAGCAUCAAGAACCGGCUCCUGAUGGAUGGAGUGGUGGAGAUCGCUUGGUUCUGUCCAUCAGGGAAGGAAAAUAGUGAUUAUUUCACUGACUGUGUGGCAUUCUGUAAUCUCCAUGGUGAUGCAGAAGCUAAUAAAGAGCAACUGGAAAUCCUGAUUGAAAUGUCCUCAGUGAAUGUUGUACUUUUCUCUAAUCAUGAAAAAGCAGCAUAUAAGGAGAUUAUACAGAAGCUCUUUAGAGACUCCAAACCACUGAUCUGUCUACUUUCUGAGGACGAAUCAUGUGCCACUAGAUCUAAGAGUGGAAAAUACAGAAUUGGUCUUAAAGACAGAAAUCAGUCAGAUGUAGCCAAGAAUCUCAGAACAACCAUCAAAGAGUGUCUUUCAAAGUCACCAUCAAUUUUUAGAACUGAAGAUCUGAACAAACCUGAAGUGAUUACAAAAGAUGAAGAUGACCCUGAAUGUCAGAAAGGGAAAGAAGCUGCAGAGAUGAUCAUGAGCAAGUUAAAGAGAUAUAAAGGUUCAGAAUUAAAGGAAAAAUUUCUGCCCUGUCAGGGGAAGUUAUGGCACGACUGGUGUGAGAUGAACAAAGACCUGCACAGACUUCAUGGGAACAACUUAGAAAUGCAAAAGUCUGAAAAACGAAAAAAAAUGAAGAAAAACCGUGAAGAUCAGCAUAAUUACAGACUCUCUGGUCUUAUGGAACAUUUCACCUCAUCACUGCAAGAUCUAGGAGAAAAUGAAAGGUUAUUCUUUUUAAAAUGGGUUGGGAUUCUCCUGGACAAACACACCUCAGAUGAUCUUUCAAAACUUCAUGAGGAGUACAAUGAAAAGUGGAAGGCAGUUUUAGACCUAAAGAAGAAACAUGACAAAUCAGAUCAAAUGAAGCUAGAACAAAAUGAGCUUGAGAAAAUUUCAGAAAAACUGAAUGCAGCAACUUUUGGUUUGGAACACAUCCUCAGAGAGAUGGGCCAAAUAUACGAGGCUUUUAUUUCUGUACAACAAUCCAAUGAACAAUAUAAAGAAAAAACCUUCACCUCUCUCCCUAAGCUUGCAGCAGAAGUCCUGAAAUCUGGUCAUCCACUGGAGCUGAUGGAUGGAGAUGCUGCUCAUGUUCCUCUGAUCUGGGUUUCAGCAGUUCUAGAUGAACUUGUGAAGAUACUGGGGGAUCAGAGGGUGUUUGUGCUGUCAGUUAUGGGGAUUCAGAGCUCUGGGAAAUCCACCAUGCUGAAUGCCAUGUUUGGUCUCCAGUUUGCUGUCAGUGCUGGAAGGUGCACCAGAGGAGCCUUCAUGCAGCUGGUCAAAGUGUCAGAGGAGAUGAAGGAAGAGCUGAAGUUUGACUACAUUAUAGUUGUAGAUACUGAAGGACUUCGAGCGCUUGAGCUUGCAGGAAAAUCCACUCGUCAUCAUGACAAUGAACUCGCCACAUUCGUUGUUGGUCUCGGAAACCUGACCUUAAUCAACAUCUUUGGAGAGAACCCUGCUGAGAUGCAGGACAUCCUUCAGAUUGUCGUUCAGGCCUUUCUGAGGAUGAAGAAGGUCCGACUGAAUCCCAGAUGCAUGUUUGUCCAUCAGAAUGUUGGAGACAUCACUGCUGGAGAGAAAAACAUGGAAGGAAGGAGACGCUUACAGGAAAAACUGGAUGAAAUGACCAAGCUAGCUGCUAAAGAAGAAGACUGUGAAGCUGAUUGUUUCAGUGAUGUUAUUGAAUUCAAUGUACAAGAUGAUGUGUAUUAUUUUGCACAGCUCUGGGAGGGCAGCCCACCAAUGGCACCACCAAACCCAUCAUACAGCAGAAAUGUCCAGGAUCUAAAGAAAGACAUUUUCAAAAAAGCUACUCCGUCUACUGGUAUCACUCUCUCACAGUUUAAAUCACGCAUUAGUGACCUUUGGAAUGCAUUACUCAAUGAGAACUUUGUGUUUAGCUUCAAAAACACACUGGAGAUAGCAGUGUACAGAAAACUGGAGAAUGAGUUUGGAAAAUGGACCUGGACCCUCAGAAGUGUCAUGUUAACAAUUGAAGAAAAUCUUUAUAACAGAAUUGAAAAUGAAAAACUUGAAGAAAUUAAAGAACAGGAUCUUUAUUCUUCCAUGAAAAAGACCAAAGAGGAAGUGGACAACUCAAUGAAGAGUUUCUUUGAAGAGGACAAAGACAAAGACAUUUUAAUUCAGUGGAGAGUGAGAUGUGAAAUAAAAAUCAGAGAACUUUAUGAAGAUCUUGUCAAAAACACCAAACAAAAUGUGAAUGAAGUUAUACAACAUCAACAUGCACGAGAGACUUUUGAACUAAAAAGCACACAAAAAGAAUACGACACCAAACUGUUCAAUCUGAGCAAAGACCUCGCUCUGAAACUGAAAAGUGAAAUUACCGAUGAACAAGUUCUUAAAAAAGCAUUUGACAAAUUGUGGGACAAAUGGGUCACUGAGGUGACACGAGACACACCUGCAGAGAGAACUUUUAAUUUUUGGGAAGAUGCUGUAAAGAUUUUGUCUUUGGGUAAUGAUCAAGCUUCUGUGUAUAAACGAAUGUCUCUGUCAGACUACAGACAAAUAGACAAACUGCCAGAUUAUUCACCUUACGUUGCAAAUCUCAAAAGACAGAGGUUAUGUCAUUAUGUCCCUGGCAUGAAUGAACUCUCUUUUGAAGACAAUCACUUAGUACAAACUCUGGUUAUAAAUGUGAUCAAAGAAACCGAUGGAAUAAUCAAGACGACAUGCAAGAAAAUCACAAGACUCGGGUACAAAGACAGCUAUAUACAGGAAAUAACAGACCUUGUCAAGAAGAAAGUUGGACAACAUCACAGUGAGGACCAGAGAAUUAAGCUCAAAAAGGAGUUCACUCUGGAUCUCUGCCUUCAUGUGUGUGAAAGUAUGAUUAGCAGAUUUGCUGAGCACCAUAAACAAUUCAGGGAUGCAAAUGAUCCAAGAGUUUAUCUGUCCAAGAAGAAACCACAGUAUUACAAUGUCUUUAGAAACUACUGCAAAGGAACAACUACAACAAAAGUGUUUGGUGAACUGAUCUGCAGUAACCUGAGAGAAUCCAUCCUGCAAGCAGUUUACAAUAAAUCUGCCAUUGAUUUGGCAACACACAUCAGAUCCAACAUGUCAGAGUUUAACGGCAACAGGUCAAAUCUUGAGAAACACAUCUUAAAAAGUCUUGCAGAAAAAGAGGACUUUAACAAGUACAAGGAGUACAUUCAUAAUCCCCAAAAGCACUUCAAUAAGUUCAUUACAGAGAAGGUUAAUGAGUACAUUUCUGAGAACAACACAGUUCUGAACCUUUUUAAAGGAAAUCUAAAAGAGAAAGUGGAGACUGUAAGAAAUGCUGUUCACAUUGCAACUGAAGAGGUCAAGAACAGCUGUGGUGAUGCAGACAUGUGGCUGAGAAGUUUCACCAGUUCACUAACAGAUAAACUGAGCUUAAAAGAAAUAACCUUCACUGAUCACAAAGACAUUACAGACUUUGAUUUUCUACAGCAGCUUGUUAGUGAUGGUCUCACUGACAUGAUGUCAGAACUAGACAAAAGCUUUAAAGAUGUAAAAGACAUCAAAAUUGAGAAGUCCAGGAAUAAGCCAGAUGAGCUUCUGAUUGAACAUCUCUGUAAAUGCUGCUGGGUUCAGUGUCCAUUCUGUAAAGCCAUCUGCACCAACACAGUAGAGGAUCAUGAUGGAGAUCACAGUGUCCCCUUCCACAGGGUAGAUGGUAUGAAUGGGAUGUAUUACAUUAGAACAACUAAUCUCUGCUGUACUUUCUGCACAACAAAUGUGCAAAGUGAUGCAGGUUUCUACCCACAUGGGAGUGAAGGUGUGUGUAUUCCUUUCAAAUCAUACAGAACAGCAGGAGGAGUCUAUGCAACCUGGAGCAUCACCCCAGACAAUUCACAGCUCGCAUACUGGAAAUGGUUUGUGUGCAGAUUCCAGAAAGACCUGGAAAAGUACUAUGAUAAAACAUUUCAGGGUGAUGGUGAGAUCCCCAAAGAGUGGAGAGACUUCACUAAAGAACAAGCUAUUGAGAGUUUGGAUCAAUAUAUCUGAUGAAAGACAACUCUGCUAAACAAAACCUAGAAUAAACAGUAACUUUAUUAUGAACCAGUUAUAUUACCUGUAUUAGUAACAAAUGACAAAAAUUUAAUCAGUAAACAUUUAUUAGAUUCUAUUCUAUUAGAAUAAUCACUAUUUACAUGCACACUGUUUUACCUUCAUGCACUAUAUAUACACACAGUCUUUUUUUUCUUUCUUGACAUUUAAAAAUGAAUAAAGUUAUCAGUAGAAAUAUUAAUCCUACAAUGUGCUUUAUAAUCAGAUUUUUUUUGUUCAUGUUUCAAGCAUAAUAAAGAAUAUUAAAUAAUAUUUUA